This is a messenger RNA of Hyla sarda, 936 nucleotides long. RefSeq names its product olfactory receptor 6C1-like. The record is from RefSeq and is a predicted model, not a curated record. The transcript has a single exon. Gene Ontology annotation, biological process: G protein-coupled receptor signaling pathway. Lineage: Eukaryota; Metazoa; Chordata; Amphibia; Anura; Hylidae. Gene Ontology annotation, cellular component: membrane. Gene Ontology annotation, molecular function: olfactory receptor activity; G protein-coupled receptor activity. The coding region runs from base 1 to 936 and encodes 311 amino acids.
AUGGCCCUAAUGCAAACAAACCAGACCUCGAUCAGAUAUUUUAUCAUUAAAGGGAUAUCAGAUGACCCAUAUUUGCAGUUUCCAAUCUUCCUUCUGGUUCUCCUGAUUUAUCUCACCACCAUAUCUGGUAACAUGACCAUUCUCAUUGCUUGUAGGGCACCUCAUCUCCACACUCCUAUGUAUUUCUUCCUGGGUAACUUGUCCAUCAUAGACAUCUGUUGUUCUACAGUUUCCUUACAUAAGAUCCUCACAAAUUUCAUCACUGGGGAUAAAAGAGUCUCCUUUCUUGCCUGCAUGGUACAGAUGUACUUUUUUGGUUCCUUACAAGGUCUUGAGCUGUUAAUAUUGUCGGCCAUGAGUUAUGACCGAUACGUGGCCAUCUGUAAGCCUUUACAAUACCACCUGGUUAUGAAUACUAGGACAUGCGGCAUAUUGGCUGGUACCUGUUGGAUUUGGGGAUUUUUGCAAGUUCUUCCUCCUGUAGGGACAGUAUAUAGUUUUUCUUGUUAUUCCUCUAUUGAGAUCAACCACUUCUUCUGUGACAUAAUCCCUGUUAUAAGAAUUUCUUGUGAAGACACCACUUUUGUUGAAAUGCUCUUUUUUAUAGAAGGACUAUUCCCCAUAAUACUGACACCAUUUCUCCUAACGUUUUUGUCUUAUAUAUUUAUCAUACACGCCAUAUUGAAGAUUCAUACCAGCUCUGGAAGACUGAAGGCCUUCUACACAUGUUCCUCACACCUCACGGUGGUCAUAUUAUUGUAUACAACACUUUUUGGGCAAUAUCUGACCCCAAACCUAAGUAGCACCUUGGAGUCCAAGAAACUUUUUGCUUUGUUUAACACGGCCGCUGUUCCUCUGCUCAAUCCUGUGAUCUACAGCCUGAAGAAUAAAGAUGUGAAAAGGGCUUUGAACAAAAAAGAGCCUAGGCCCUGUUAA